AUGCAAGACGACAGUUUAGAAUCCUCAACUUCAAUAUCUCAACUUCUGAGAGAAAGUUAUUUAGCUGAAACUAAACAUCAGGGGAAGAGUGAAAGAAGCAGAUCAGAACCAACUUCUCAUAACUUCCAUUAUGGCAACGCUUCUGGUGAUUCAGAUGAGGUAGCUGCCCAAGACGACCUUCCAGAUCUCUCUGCCUUUUUGAGCCAAGAAGAGUUACAUGAAAGUGUAAACCUGGCAAGACAAGCUAUUGAUCAGAAUCCACUGGAAACUAAACAGGAUGAGCUUCAGGCACAUUCACAGCAUCCCCCAGAGCAGCUGAAAAACACAGGAAAACACAAACAAAUGGCCCAGUCUACAGCUUUGAAAACAUCAGACAAUGGCCUGCACUCAAACUUUUGUCAGGACCAUGUCAGAAACACAAAGGGCUCCAAAGGGAGCUCUCAAGACCUAAAGAAACAACACCUUCCUUCUGAAUCAGAAUCAAAAAAGGAAUUCCUAAACAAGGCAGCAGAUUUUAUUGAGGAGCUCUCAUCACUUUUCAAAGCUCACAAUUCUGAAAGAAUAAGACCCCGAACAUGCAAAAACUACAGGAGCAAAAUUGAUUCUAAGAAUAAGUCUGCUCAAAAAGGUAACUCUAGCCUAUCUAAUACAUCAGAAAGCAGAGAAAGGCUUUCCAUUCCAGUACCUCAAGACUUGGAAAACAAAGCAGAGAAAACAUUUGAACAAACAGAUGAUCAACAGGCAGCAAACUUGGAAUCUAUCAAUCAAUUAACAAGUGCAGAGCUAAAAACAGAGUCAGAAUCUGCAUCUGUAUAUUCUGAUGAGCCUAUUGGACAACCACCACGCUUUACUCAAAAACUGAAGAGCAGGGAAGUUCCUGAAGGAACCAAAGUGCAAUUGGACUGCAUUGUGGUAGGAAUCCCAGCACCUGAAGUCAGGUGGUACUGUGAAGGGAAGGAGCUUGAAAACUCACCAGACAUUCAAAUUAUCCAGACAGGUGAUCAACACUCAUUGGUUAUUGUUGAAGCUUUUGAGGAGGAUACAGGACGUUACUCGUGCUUUGCUUCAAACAUCUAUGGAACAGACUCCACUUCUGCAGAGAUUUACAUAGAAGGAGUCUCUUCUUCUGAGUCUGAAGGUGAAAUCAUCAAAGACGAAAUGGAUCACAAACCAAAGCCAGCUGACACCUCCUCGAAUGCAGCAUGUCCUUCUGUUAGAACUGCAACCAAGCAUCAAGACACCUCCAAGGCACCAUCUGCUGUGGCUCAGCCUGUGUCUGUGCCUGUCCAGCCUGUGUCAACACCAGUUAAUCAGGCUCAAAGCCCCACUAACUAUUUGCAAGGACUGGAUGGAAGACCCAUAAUUGCUGCUCCUGUAUUUACAAAGAUGUUACAGGAUAUUUCAGCUUCUGAGGGGCAGCUUGUUGUCUUUGAAUGUCGGGUGAAAGGAGCUCCUUCCCCAAAGGUUGAAUGGUAUAGAGAAGGAACACUGAUAGAAGAUUCUCCAGAUUUUAGGAUAUUACAGAAAAAACCACGAUCUAUGGCUGAACCAGAGGAAAUUUGCACUCUCGUUAUUGCUGAAGUAUUUUCGGAAGAUUCUGGCAGUUUCACCUGUACUGCAAGCAAUAAAUAUGGCACAGUAUCUAGUAUAGCUCGUCUAACUGUCAAAGCAUCUGAAGACAGCAGUAACGCUGCUACCCUUCACACAAUGAGCUCCAUCAACUUAAUUGCUGCUGAACAUCAACCUCCCUCACGUAGCCCUUCCCAUCAUGUAGUAAAUCAAACGCCCAAACCUAAGCUUGAAGGUGUUCUUGUGAACCACAAUGAACCCAGAUCGAGUUCCAAGAUAGGUCUCCGUGUGCACUUCAAGCUGCCCGAAGAUGAUAAAGGAAGUGAAUUGUCACCAGAGGAUGGACCUGGCACUACAAACCAAAACAGAGCCAACUAUUUCCAGGAGAGGAUAAAUGGACAGCCAAUGAAAAUACCAGAGCCAACAUCGCCAUCCAAGGAACCCCCCCCAGUACUGGCUAAACCAAAGCUUGAUCAGACCCAGUUAAAACAGCUCCACAACCAGGUCUUGCUUGAACAACAGCAAGUGCAUCAGACAUCUUCAAGAGAGUUGUCAUUCAACACAGCUUUUUUAAAUUCUACUACUUCACUCCAUCAACAGUCCACCUCAACGACGUACAAACAAAGCAAAGCCUCUGCUUCACAAUCGUUUGGCUAUACCCGACCUAAGCAGUUCCUAUCAUCACAAACCACACUGCCUAUCAGCUCCUCUUCUAGCUCCUCAGUUACAACAUUCAGCAACGUCCCUCAAGGAACUCAAAGAACAAAUAAGGAAAAUUUCAUAGGAAAUCCUCCACCUGCCCAAUCAAGGUCUUCAGGAGGGUUUACAAGCAAAAGUGAACAGUCUCUACCAAGCCCUAAAGAAUCUGUGGUGCCUCCAUUAACGCUUUCUAUAUCUAGCGUAAAACAGUUUCAGCCGCAGAGUGUGACUCCUGCUCCUGUCUCCCCAACUGGCCGGAUUCAGAAUCCAGUAGCUUUCCUUAGCUCUGUUCUUCCUUCGCUUCCUACUGCACCAUCAACCAAUGCUAUGGGACUGCCCAGAAGUACACCAGCCACCCCGACCCAGGGAUUAACAAAGAAAAAUCUGAAGCCUCUGCCAUUAGCAACAGAUGAUUCUAUUCGGGAAAAUAAAGCUGCACUUGUAAAGGAUCUGGAAAGAAAACUGCAUUUCAGAGAGGCUGUUAAUCAACAAAGUAGUCAGCAGGAAUACAGGAUCUCAAGCUUUGAGCAGAGGCUGAUGAAUGAAAUAGAAUUUCGCCUUGAACGUACCCCAGUGGAUGAAUCAGACGAUGAAGUCCAACAUGAGGAAAUCCCUACAGGCAAAUACAUAGCACCGAUCUUUGAUAAGAGACUCAAGCAUUUUCGGGUAAUGGAAGGAUCUCCUAUUACAUUCACUUGCAAAAUAGUUGGAAUACCUGUUCCCAAGGUAUACUGGUUCAAGGAUGGCAAGCAGAUUUCAAAGAAAAACGCGCAUUUCAAAAUGAACAGAGAAGAAGACGGAACAUGUUCUUUACAUAUUGAAGCUUCUACUAAUGAUGACGAUGGCAACUAUACAAUUAUGGCUGCAAACCCACAAGGGAGAAUCAGUUGCUCAGGCCACCUGAUGGUUCAGAGUAUCCCUGUGCGGGGCCGAAUAUCAACAAUUCAGCCUCACAGAACACGACCCCGGGCACCAGAAGGAGACAAAGAAGCAGUUCAAGAACGCUUUUUCAGGCCAUACUUUCUACAGGCUCCAGGUGACAUGGUAGCACACGAAGGGCGCCUUUGUAGGUUGGAUUGUAAGGUGAGUGGGUUACCGACUCCAGACCUGACGUGGCUUCUGAACGGCAAACCUGUGCUACCAGACGGCACCCACAAGAUGCUGGUCAGAGAGACGGGAGUUCACUCUCUGCUUAUUGAUCCUCUCUCACAAAACGAUGCUGGAACUUACACUUGCCUUGCCACUAAUAAAACGGGACAAAAUUCAUUUAGUCUGGAGCUCACUGUUGUAGCAAAGGAAGUAAAAAAAGCCCCCAUGUUUUUGGAGAAGCUUCAGAACUGUGGUGUUCCUGAAGGGUACCCCGUCAGAUUAGAGUGCAGAGUUGUGGGAAUGCCACCUCCCAUAUUUUACUGGAAGAAGGAUAAUGAGACCAUCCCAUCAAACAGAGAGAGGAUGAGCAUGCAUCAAGAUACAACAGGGUACGCCUGCCUCCUGAUUCAACCUGCCAGGAAAGCAGAUGCUGGCUGGUAUACCUUGUCUGCAAAAAACGAAGCUGGUAUUGUCUCUUGUACUGCUAGACUUGACAUAUAUGCUCAGUGGCACCGUCAAAUUCCGCAACCCAUAAAGCUUCGACCUGGUGGCAGCCGGUAUGCAAACCUUACCGGUCAAGGACUCGACAUUUUUUCUACCUUCCCAACCACUGAAAGCCCUAUCCUGUUUUCAGCCCCAACCCAAAAGGUGGUGGAGAGUGAAGAACUUUGA
This is a messenger RNA of Egretta garzetta (little egret), 4029 nucleotides long. RefSeq names its product myopalladin (gene MYPN). The transcript is spliced from 19 exons. Lineage: Eukaryota; Metazoa; Chordata; Aves; Pelecaniformes; Ardeidae. The record is from RefSeq and is a predicted model, not a curated record. The coding region runs from base 1 to 4029 and encodes 1342 amino acids.